AUGGAAAAGCUGAAUCAGUCAGAUUUCCAUAUAUCAUAUUUCACCAUUACUGGUUUGUCUGGACUUGAGGACUGGGCCUCCCGGAUGAGUCUCUUCACUUUACUUCUCCUGUUAUAUUCCACGGUACUUGCAGAAAACAAUCUGUUCCUUAUGGUUAUUAUACAAGAUGAACUUCUACAUUCACCAAUGUACCUGUUUAUUGGUAACUUAGCUCUGAUAGACUUGUGUCUGCCUUCGGUAAUAAUUCCUCAGAUCAUGCAUCAGUUACUCUGGAAUGACAAGACCAUUAAUUUCACAUCAUGUGUCUUUCAGAUGGGGCUGUAUAUAUGCCUCAAUAUGACUGAAUGUUUCAUCUUCACAGCCAUGGCUUAUGACCGUUACCAGGCCAUUUGCAACCCUCUGCAUUAUCCGAUAAUAAUGACUAAUAGGAAAUCCGCAAAACUGGGUGUAUUUUGCUGGAUACCAGCAAUAGUGAUUGGAUUUGCUCACAUCUGGACUGUUAUGACUUUAAACUUCUGUGGACCAAAUGACAUAUUUAGCUAUUAUUGUGAGCACAUUUCAAUAAUAAAGUUGUCAUGUUCUGAUGUGAAUAUAUACUCUGUAUUUACCUUAGCACUUGCUAUGAUAGUCAUUUGUUCUUCAAUGUGCUUCAUUUUCCUCACUUAUUUGAAGAUCUUGAUAACUGUAAACAAAGUAGCUUCCAGUGAAGGGAGCCAGAAAGCUUUCUCAACCUGUGUGACUCACCUGAUUAUCAUUGCAGUUUUCUUAUUUGGCGCAGGAGGUGUAUUACUUUCCUCAUUUAUCACUGACAACUCAGUCAAUGUUGCUGUCAUAUUAGGAAUCUUCCAGAAUACUUUUCCUCCACUCAUAAAUCCUAUAAUUUAUUGUUUGAAAACAAAGGAAAUCAGAAUUAGCUUACUGAAAGCUAUAAGAAAAAAUGUAUUUCAUAACUGA
Messenger RNA from Protopterus annectens (West African lungfish), 954 nucleotides. Its product is annotated as olfactory receptor 2A12-like. Gene Ontology annotation, molecular function: olfactory receptor activity; G protein-coupled receptor activity. Gene Ontology annotation, biological process: G protein-coupled receptor signaling pathway. NCBI's taxonomy places the organism in Eukaryota, Metazoa, Chordata, Ceratodontiformes, Protopteridae. The transcript has a single exon. Gene Ontology annotation, cellular component: membrane. The record is from RefSeq and is a predicted model, not a curated record. The coding region runs from base 1 to 954 and encodes 317 amino acids.